Molecule: messenger RNA, 3224 nt
Organism: Macrosteles quadrilineatus (aster leafhopper)
Lineage: Eukaryota; Metazoa; Arthropoda; Insecta; Hemiptera; Cicadellidae
Product: ankyrin-1-like
Exons: 8
Coding region: 174-2048 (624 amino acids)
Biological process (GO): intracellular signal transduction
Molecular function (GO): protein binding
Source: RefSeq, a predicted model, not a curated record
CACAAGCACAAGAAAGAGGUAUACUGUUAGUUGUAGUGUAAACUUACAAACGAAAACAGAAAACUACAAUAAUGUAAAAUUUUAGUGAGUGUGGUGUAUAAUGGAAUCAAUAUCCAAACAGAUGAUAUACUAAGUGAUGUUGUUGGCUCUCCUUUGUGGUCACUACUUAGACGAUGGACUCCCUAGAAGCUCAGCUUAUUGAAGCUGUUAGGUGCGGAAAUAUUGAUGCUGUCCAAACACUACUUGACAAAGGAGCGCGUGUAAAUUACUUGCCAAGUAGGGGUAAAUCAGCCCUUUCCACUGCUGCUGUAUUGGGUAGUGUUCCCUUGAUACAAGUCUUACUGGGUGCUGGGAAAACCGAGAAACCAUUAAAAGACGAUUGCCCACCUAGAAUAAAACUAGAAAAAAAACCUAGCAGCUUUGACGAUGAUAAGGAAAACUGUAACGGUUGCUACCAAAGUGUUCGACCGAGUGAGAAACAGAAUUUAGGAUAUUACAUAUUUGUCCAUAAUGACGACCACAGUCACGGAACGUACGACAGUGAUAGAAACAAAAACGAAAAUUUGGACGCUGAAACGCCUGACGGGAUGGAUGGUUUGGAAUGGGACGUAGAAGUGGAAGGGUUUGAGGAGGAUGAUUCAGACGAUGUGUGGUCUAAUCAGUAUCGGUGGUACGCGAACAUUCUGGAUAAAACUGGAGGCAUUACGGCAGGUGAGGAUCCAGAGUGUGAUGUGAACCUGCAAGACUACAUAGGACGCACUGCAGUACACUAUGCUGUUGAGUAUUGUCAAACAGACACACUGCGAUUCCUCUUAGCAUCAGGCUGCAAACCUGAUGUGGGAGAUGCUGAUAAUGUUACUCCUCUUCACAUCGCUGCGAUGCGUGGCCAUCGAGAGAUUGCCAACCUACUGAUCAGCAGGGGUGCCAACGUAAACAGCAAAACCACAGACAAGAUGGCCGCUCUGCACUAUGCAGCGGUGCGUGGCUUUGUCUUCAUUGUGGAGCUACUGGUACAGGCUGGGGCUGCUGUUGAUGCCUUAGACUCCAACGACCGGACACCACUCAUGCUAGCCGUCACUAGGGACCAUUACGAGGUUGUGGAAUUGUUAAUCUCAUGUGGGGCGAAAGUCAACUUCGAGGAAAUACAUGGAUACACACCGUUGUGUGAGGCAGUUUGGAAAAAAUCAGUGGAGAUGACAAGUUUGCUACUGCGAUCGGGUGCCAAGAUGACACAAAGUCCAUGUUUGUUGCACUACGCAGUGCUGCAUCGGCACACAAGCAUGGUUGAGCUGCUGCUGAAGAACGAUGCAUAUGUGAACCUGAGGGAUGAGGGUGGAGACAGUCCUUUGCUGGUAGCUGUUGGCUGUGGCCACCUGGAGACCAUCAGGAUACUGCUACUGUACGGAGCAAUCCCUAACUUGCCGAACAGCCUGACUAAUAUUACUCCUCUUCAUAAAGCCAUAGACCUAAGUCAUGUUCGUGGUCGAUUCGAUGAAAUACUGAAGCUACUAUGCUCGUACAAUGCGGACUUAGAUUUUCCAGGAGGUGGCGUGGUGAGCACACCUCUGGUUCACGCUCUGCUGUCACACAACCUAACCUGUGCGGUGUCUCUGAUACGAGCCGGAGCUGACGUCAACAAGUCAGGGGACACCCGCUGCAUGUGGCCUGCACACCGCAGGUUCACACUGGACUACCUCAAUGAAUCUGAUUUAGAUGUUGCACAACUAAUAGUAGCGGCUGGGUUUAAACUGGAAAACUAUCCACUAGAAUAUCCCAAGGACUUUUCAAAUGUUCCGAUGGACAGUUUCAAAGGAUGGCUGACUCAUAUGAAGUUCAGCCCCAGAAGACUUGACGACCUGUGUAGGCUCAACAUCCGCAGACAAUUGGGAAACAAAGCUCUCAUUGAGAUUCCCCAGAUGGAGAUACCGCACAUGCUGAAGAGGUUUCUGUUGUUUGAAGACAUUUACAUAAAAAAGAGAAAUAGAGGUUUAAGCGAGCCCAGAGAAGUGUCCUCCUUCCCCCUUCAUUAUCUAAAUGUAUUAGAAUAAAUACUAGUAGUGCUGGGGACUAAAAUUUUGUUCGAUACGGGACAUUUUUUCCUCAGAACUUCUAGAAAAUAUUUGGAAAUAUAAUUUUUAGCGUGUGAAAUUGGGUGAGACUGUACAACACCAGAAUAAGAUUAAUAAGUUAUUUAUUUACUGGGCAAGGUGUCGUUGAAUAGAUCUUGGCACGUAGAUUUGCCAUCAAACAAAACAUUUUGAAAUUCCAUCAGGUCUCUGCCCCGCUGGCCUUCAAAGUGAUUAUAUCGAAUAGGUAAGGAUGAUUGGGUUCAGGUAUUUGCCGCGAUCACAGAAGACUAUGAUAACAUUUCCGUGACCGCGGGAGGCGACUAUAAUCUCUACAAAACGCAGGAGAUGCUCAGGAUUUUGCCAUGAUCGCGGUUGACGAUGCCAAUUUUCGAAUCAACGGUUACUUUCAAGGCUUGUUAAUUCAUCUAACUGCGAUAAAUUGGGUCAAAUAUACAUAUGUUGAGCAUUUAGCAUUGUUUAAAGAGUAAUAAGUGUAAAAACAAUAAUGAUAUUAAUUGCGUUAGUUGCCAUUCAUCAUUGAUCAUUCAAUGAAUAAAAUAUUCCCCAUACUGUACGUCAUCGGAGUUAUUAUUAGUAUGUUAUGUGGUGUAUCUUCCUUUGGAAGAACGUUUAAAUAGUAUCAAAAUCGUAUUGAUGGAUCUUUUGUAGGUACACACUUUCCUGAUUUCAUCAGUGUAAUAUGAUUUUAUUUCAAAAGAAAAUAUUUUUUUGGGAAGACAUAUUCUAACUUUAAAGGGAGGUAUAUCCGUUACAGCGUAAGUUUGAUUUUUCCUUUGUCACGUCGCGUCAGUUCAUAUCGUACCUCUGUGCCAAUGAAUGAACCCUCUAGCAUAGUUUUGAGAAAUUAUUGAUUGUGGGGUUACUGUUAAAGCUGGAAUUCCUUGACAUGGGGGAUGUCAGUUAGUUGUCUCAGCCUUAUCAAUAACAUAAAGUUGUCAAUAUAAUCUCUCUACGGAAUAUUAGGUGUAGUGGAAUACUUGAAGUGAAGUUGGCUUUUAUUCUUGUACUGUUAGGGGCCUCCUCGUUUAUUUGGUCGUGCGGCUUCAUAGGCAACAAAUAAUGCAAAUUACAUAGCAAUGGGACAUUUCCAAAAGCAAAAAUACUGUAAAUUGGCUGUUACGUAUAUAUUGACGU